Aspergillus melleus is the source of this 636-nucleotide messenger RNA. RefSeq lists its product as uncharacterized. NCBI's taxonomy places the organism in Eukaryota, Fungi, Ascomycota, Eurotiomycetes, Eurotiales, Aspergillaceae. The record is from RefSeq and is a predicted model, not a curated record. The coding region runs from base 1 to 636 and encodes 211 amino acids. The transcript has 3 exons.
AUGCUGAUCGGAUCGCAUCGACUCCCCUCAUCGGCCCGAAUAGCGGCUACUGACAUCACCGUCACUCUCUCUCCAUUCUAUACCUUAUUAUACUCUCUCUUGAGGAUUCACCAAUGUCAAAUACCUUUUCUAUUCCAGUUCCUUCUUCUCAAUUUUACCCAACUCAUAACACAACAUAACCACAGCACGAUGUCUUACACAAUCGCCUCCAACCCGUCCCUCUCGCCGCCCAACGCCGCCGCCAUGAUCUCCUUCAUGGAGUCGUUCUACGCCACCAGCGACACAGAGUCCCGACACGACGCGUACGUCGAGAAUUUCGCGGACGAUGCGACCCUCAUAAUGGGCCCUAAGGUUGCAAAGGGGUCGAGUGAAAUCCUCCCCCUUCGCCACGGCCUCUGGACGCACGUCGCCUCGCGGAAACACUACCCCGAACGGAUCUUCUUCGGCGGCGCCCAUGAGCUCAUGCUCUUCGGGACGGUCAAGUACGUGCUGAGAGCGGAUCCGGAGGGGAAGGAGGUGGAGGUGCCCUGGGCUGGACGGGUGGUGUUUGAUGAUCGGGAUAAUGGGACGGACGGGUUGAAGAUGAGGUUUUAUCAGGUUUAUUUGGAUCCGACGGCGCAGUCGGGGAAGAAAUAG